Molecule: messenger RNA, 444 nt
Organism: Tremella mesenterica DSM 1558
Lineage: Eukaryota; Fungi; Basidiomycota; Tremellomycetes; Tremellales; Tremellaceae
Exons: 2
Coding region: 1-444 (147 amino acids)
Source: RefSeq, a predicted model, not a curated record
AUGUUAAUCGAUACCGGGGCUACCGGAAGAUAUGUGCAGCCGGCCUGUCCAUUAUACCACUUAUUCCCAAAGAGACGAUACCAGGAACCACAAAAAAUCAGAUUCCUUGAUGGAACAACCGCGACAUUAGUAACCGAAUAUGUAGAAGCUAAAUUGGAUUUGGGAAAGGGACUCAAGGUUGUGACUCAAUUAGAUGUGAUGGCCUACGAAGCCCUGAGAGAAUGUGAUCACAAGAUCAAAUUAAUACCCGGAGCAGAAUUAAAACCAGGCCCAAUUUACCAACUAGAUGAACAUGGGGACGCAUUCCUGAAGCAGUGGAUCAAUGACGGUUUGGCCAGCGGCCAUUUACGAAGAAGUAAAUUGCCUUAUGGAUCUCCUGUAUUCCUGGUCCCCCAAAAAGGGGGUAAUUCCCUAUCGAGUGGUAACAGAUUACCGGGCGCUUAA